This is a messenger RNA of Branchiostoma floridae (Florida lancelet), 1348 nucleotides long. Its product is annotated as BTB/POZ domain-containing protein KCTD7-like. Gene Ontology annotation, biological process: protein homooligomerization. The record is from RefSeq and is a predicted model, not a curated record. Bases 152 to 970 code for a protein of 272 amino acids. NCBI's taxonomy places the organism in Eukaryota, Metazoa, Chordata, Leptocardii, Amphioxiformes, Branchiostomatidae. The transcript is spliced from 2 exons. Gene Ontology annotation, molecular function: protein binding.
UUGCUCUCAGGCUUUGUCCUCCUGCAUUCCACACGUUAUGUUUGGAUGAUUUAUGCCAGGGGCGGCCGCCUUAACGAUAACUGUAACAGGCCCGCCAUUUGAACUCCUGGGCGGACAGAGUGAUCCCAUCGGCAGGUGCACCAGGUGAACCAUGGAUGCACCUGGGAGCCUCAGGAGAGGCCUUAACAAGGCCCCGGCCAGGCCUGUGACUCAGUUCCCUGCAGUGAUACCGCUGAAUGUCGGGGGGCAUGACUACACCACCAGCCUGUCCACCUUGCGUAAGUACGAGAGCUCCAUGCUGGCUGCCAUGUUUAGCGGGCGCUACCACGUCAUCCAAGACGAACAGAAACGCUACUUCAUCGACCGUGAUGGAGACUUGUUCCAGUAUAUCUUGAAGUUCCUGCGAGAUUCGGAAGUUCCCCCUCCUCACGCGGCAGUGCAGGUGUACAAGGAAGCGUUGUACUACGGUCUCCAUCCGCUGAUAGAAAUUCUCAAGUCAUCCCCGCCAGUCAGAGCUGAGUACGAGCUGAGAGAAAGUCUCCGUAAUGCCCUACCAAAGUACAAGGAGUUCAAGGAAAAACUAGUUGACCUCGCGUACGAGCUAGCUAUUACCUCGCACUGUUCAGAAAUAUCUGUCCACCAGUACAGAGAGUUCCUUGUGGAAGGACUACAGGCACAGACAUUGUCCAUUCGCAGGGACCUAACACGGGAUGAAAGCACGAUCCUCAUUGGACCAUUGAACGAUUACGGGAAGGAGAGCCAGUUGGAAGAGUCAAUGCUACACUGUGUUUUAUACGACCUUCGAGAGGAGGGCUUCAAUGUGGACUUCAGAAUGCGAGAGUCGGUGUGCGAGUAUUGGACACAGAAGAACAAGAACAACGACAUUCCUAUGUACCACGAGUUUUACGACACUGUGUGCUGUGCGUUUACCUUCAACUGGUGGCCGACCAAAGGUGUAAAAAAGAAGUAAAAUUUUCCAGGAGAUUGUUGUGUUGAAAUUUGAAUGUCAAACCUUCAGACGGAAAACUUUGCAGAGGAGCAAAAGCUAGUAAUGAAGUCUUCUCAUGUUGUCAGAACUGUUUGUAAAAACCAAGUGUAAAUGUAUAACACGUUACUGUUGUAACUUUUUUAAAAAGAUGUUAUAGAUCUAGCAGUGUGUUCAUUUUACUAAAAGAUGUUGCCUCACCAGUUUGUAGACUUACAGAUAGCUCUCACUUUCACUGUACAAAAAAACUUUCAGGUUUGAAAUUAGCAAGUAAAGUUGAAAUACAUAUUACACAAAGCCUCUUGAUUCAGAGGUUUGUGUUGGAGGUGAUUUUUGUAUGUUGGAAGACAAGAGGUAGUAGUU